This is a messenger RNA of Closterium sp. Yama58-4, 1302 nucleotides long. Lineage: Eukaryota; Viridiplantae; Streptophyta; Zygnematophyceae; Desmidiales; Closteriaceae. The record is from the annotation of a GenBank genome assembly.
AUGGACCAACGCCAUGACGCCAUGGACCAACGCCAUGACGCCAUGGACCAACGCCAUGACGCCAUGGACCAACGCCAUGACGCCAUGGACCAACGCCAUGACGCCAUGGACCAACGCCAUGACGCCAUGGACCAACGCCAUGACCCAUGGACCAGCGCCAUGACGCCAUGGACCAACGCCAUGACGCCAUGGACCAACGCCAUGACGCCAUGGACCAGCGCCAUGACGCCAUGGACCAACGCCAUGACGCCAUGGACCAGCGCCAUGACGCCAUGGACCAACGCCAUGACGCCAUGGACCAGCGCCAUGACGCCAUGGACCAACGCCAUGACGCCAUGGACCAACGCCAUGACGCCAUGGACCAACGCCAUGACGCCAUGGACCAGCGCCAUGACGCCAUGGACCAACGCCAUGACGCCAUGGACCAGCGCCAAGACGCCAUGGACCAACGCCAUGACGCCAUGGACCAACGCCAUGACGCCAUGGACCAACGCCAUGACGCCAUGGACCAACGCCAUGACGCCAUGGACCAACGCUGCUGCUGCUGCUGCUGGGAGGGUGGGCGAGGACUGCCAUUGCGCCAUGGACUGCCAUAGCGCCAUGGACUGCCAUAGCGCCAUGGACUGCCAUAGCGCCAUGGACUGCCAUAGCGCCAUGGACUGCCAUAGCGCCAUGGACUGCCAUAGAUUAACGCCCUGCACAUCGCUGCUUCUCGAAUUGCUGCUUUUCCACUUGCCGCUUCUCCAACACAGCAGCACCGCUCCAACACAGCAGCACCGCUUCCAACACAGCAGCACCGCCUCCAACACAGCAGCACCGCUCCAACACAGCAGCACUGCCUCCAACACAGCAGCACCGACUCCAACACAGCAGCACCGCUCCAACACAGCAGCACCGCCUCCAACACAGCAGCACCGCCUCCAACACAGCAGCACCACUCCAACACAGCAGCACCGCCUCCAACACAGCAGCACUGACUCCAACACAGCAGCACCGCUCCAACACAGCAGCACCGCCUCCAACACAGCAGCACCGACUCCAACACAGCAGCACCGCUCCAACACAGCAGCACCGCCUCCAACACAGCAGCACCGCCUCCAACACAGCAGCACCGCUCCAACACAGCAGCACCGCCUCCAACACAGCAGCACCGCUCCAACACAGCAGCACCGCUCCAAAACAGCAGCACCAUUCCAUCGCAGCAGCAGCACCACUCCACCUCCAACGCCACACCAACGCCAGCCAGCCAUCCUCUCGCCAGCAGCAAGCUUAUAUCGCCUCUGCUCCUGCACGGACAGUUGA